AUGCCAUGCCCUCCCGGCAUCUCCUGCCUUCUUUUAUUCCUUCCCUCCCCCUUCCGUUUCGAGAUCUUGCCUCUUUUCCCUCUUUCCGGACCGACUCCUAAACUGCCUCUCUCUCUUACUCUCUCUUCUCUUGCCGUCUGUCAUUGUUCAUUGCAUUGCGUCUUGCCCCCUUCGUCACUGCACCCAUUGCAUGCAACCUCGGCUGAACGAAUACACGCCCAGUCCGGCUCGACGCUGCAACCCACGCUCCUUUGCAUUCGCCCUCACGACCACGUCACUUCACGCCAUUGGCACCGGAUAGAUUCACUCAGCAAGCGUUUUCGACUCUCGUCGGGCCAUACAAGCAGCCGAUCACACCACACAUCAUCCUGCUGGUCGACGUUUCCCCCGUUUGCAGCGAAUCUCUUCACCAACAAAGCGAGGACGUGCAAGGGGGCCACUUACAGCAAACGCCGCCCCCCCAAGUCUCAUACUUGGCCGUUUGGUGCAGCACUCACACACCGGAAUUGUAUGUAA
Molecule: messenger RNA, 516 nt
Organism: Purpureocillium lilacinum
Lineage: Eukaryota; Fungi; Ascomycota; Sordariomycetes; Hypocreales; Ophiocordycipitaceae
Source: RefSeq, a predicted model, not a curated record